UGUCUUUGCAGUUUUUUGUCUGCAGUUGUGUUUCAGUAGUUGUAUUUACUUAUAUCAGUAGUUGUGUGUCCGUAGUUGUGUAUCUGUAGUUGUGUGUCUCCCCCGCUCUGCCGUGACUCAGCCUCCCCCCCCCCCUCCCCGGAGCCACACCCCUGCCGCUCCCCAGAUGACUCAGUGUGAUACCGGACACCCCCCGCGCCCCCACUGCUCCGCGCGCGCUGAUCCCGCGAGGACUCCCUCAGAGAGGAGCAGAAGGAGCAGAAGCAGCCAUGAAGACCCUCGUGAUCACCGCCUCGCUGCUGGUCUUCAUCUCCGGAACCAGGACCGAGGACUUCGGUUUUAACCUGGCCGACGCCCUCGACGAACCAUCGCCCGCUCCCACACCCAAGGAUCCGCCCAAGGCUCCAGAGAAACCCGGCUCUGACGAUGGCUUUAGUCUGGAAGACGCCCUCCUUCCAGAUCCAAAAACCACCAAGAAACCAAGUGCCCCCAGCGGAGGAGGAGGAGGAGGAGGCUCGUUCAGCGACGAUGACCUGCUGAACACGCUGGACGACGGCUACAAACCCGACAAGACCGGUUCUGGAGGCCGAGCUGCAGACUCUAACUUCGAUUCUGCAGGUGGAGCAGAUCAGCCUCAAGAUCCAGACCCUCGGCUGGCCCAGCUCCUGAAGACUCUUUAUGCUCUGUUACCUGAGGAGGUUCUGGUCUGGAUGUCUGAUGUCAAGCAGGUCCUGCAGCCUCUGCUAGAGAGGGGUGUGGACCUCCUUCAGAACCUGGUCUAAGACUGGACCUCCCAGAGGUUCUGGCCUGAGACUGGACCUCCUGCAGAAUCUGGUCUAAGACUGGUUCUUCUGCAAAAUCUGGACUAAGACUGGACCUACUGGAGGUUCUGGUCUAAGACUGGACCUCCCAGAGGUUCCGGUCUGAGACCGGACCUCCUGGAGGUUCUGGUCUGAGACUGGACCUCCUGGAGGUUCUGGUCAAAGACUGGACCUCCUGCAGGAUCUGGUCUGAAGCUAGUCCUCCCGGAGAGUUCUGGUCUGAGACUGGACCUCCUGGAGGUUCUGGUCAAAGACUGGACCUCCUGCAGGAUCUGGUCUGAAGCUAGUUCUCCCGGAGAGUUCUGGUCUGAGACUGGACCUCCUGCAGAACCUGGUCUGAAACUGGACCUCCUUAAGGUUCAGGCCUGAGGCUGGACCUCCUGAAGGUUCUAGUCUAAGACUAAACCUCAUGCAGGUUCUGGUCUGAAACGAGACUUUCAAACGGACUUUUUCUAAAAGGGACUCAGGAAUGUUGCUGGGAAUUCUGGGAUAGAGGAGUUCAGCUGUUCUUUCUUCUGAACUGUCACCAAAGGUUUUUCUUUUGUCAGUGGUUCUGGUCCGGCGGGGCGGUUCCUCUGGCUUCUUUUGGCUCAUUGAGGCAGGACUGUAGAGAAUGACCUCACCUGUGGCAGCAGAAGCGGUUACCUGUGGGAUCAGCUGUUUGGGCGUGACUCUUGUUUACCGUGUGUUUGUACCAAAGAACCUCAAUAAAUCCGGUUUACUUCUG
Molecule: messenger RNA, 1548 nt
Organism: Oryzias melastigma (Indian medaka)
Lineage: Eukaryota; Metazoa; Chordata; Actinopteri; Beloniformes; Adrianichthyidae
Gene: cd99
Product: CD99 molecule
Exons: 9
Coding region: 270-782 (170 amino acids)
Biological process (GO): T cell extravasation; homotypic cell-cell adhesion; positive regulation of neutrophil extravasation
Source: RefSeq, a predicted model, not a curated record